Messenger RNA from Diceros bicornis minor, 945 nucleotides. Its product is annotated as olfactory receptor 5B3-like. Gene Ontology annotation, cellular component: membrane. The coding region runs from base 1 to 945 and encodes 314 amino acids. Gene Ontology annotation, molecular function: G protein-coupled receptor activity; olfactory receptor activity; odorant binding. NCBI's taxonomy places the organism in Eukaryota, Metazoa, Chordata, Mammalia, Perissodactyla, Rhinocerotidae. The transcript has a single exon. The record is from RefSeq and is a predicted model, not a curated record. Gene Ontology annotation, biological process: G protein-coupled receptor signaling pathway; sensory perception of smell.
AUGGACAACAGGACAGAAGUGACACAGUUCAUCCUUCUAGGACUAACCAAUGCCCCAGAACUGCAGGUCCUCCUCUUUAUAAUGUUCACUCUCAUUUAUCUCACCAAUAUGGUUGGAAAUCUGGGUAUGAUCCUGUUGAUUCUCAUGAACUCUCAUCUACACACUUCCAUGUAUUAUUUUCUCUGUAACCUGUCUCUGGUAGACUUGUGUUACUCCUCAGCUGUCACUCCCACAGUCAUGGCUGGGUUUAUUACAGCAGACCAGGUCAUCUCCUACAAUGCAUGUGUUGCUCAGAUGUUCGCUUUUGCAGCCUUUGCCACUAUGGAAACAUUUUUCUUGGCAGCAAUGGCAUAUGAUCGCUACGCAGCAGUGUGCAAACCCCUACAUUACACUACCACCAUGACGACAAGUGUGUGUGCAUGUCUGAUCAUAGGCUGCUACGUCUGUGGUUUCUUGAAUGCCUCCAUCCAUGUGGGGAACACAUUCCAUCUCUCUUUCUGUAUGUCCAAUGUGGUCCAUCACUUUUUCUGUGAUAUUCCAGCAGUCAUGGUUCUGUUUUGCUCUGAUAGGCAUGUGAGUGAGCUGGUUCUUCUUUAUGUAGCUAGCUUCAAUGUCAUUUUUGCUGUCCUAGUUAUCUUGAUAUCCUACCUAUUCAUAUUUAUCACCAUCCUAAAGAUGCACUCAUCUGCAGGAUACCAGAAGGCUUUAUCCACCUGUGCCUCCCACCUCACUGCAGUCUCCAUCUUCUAUGCGACAGUCAUCAUCAUGUACUUACAGCCCAGCUCCCGUCAUUCCAUGGACACAGACAAAACAGCAUCUGUGUUCUAUACUAUGAUCAUCCCCAUGCUCAACCCUGUGGUCUAUAGCCUGAGGAACAAGGAGGUCAAGAGGGCAUUCAAGAAGGUUCUUUUGGAGGCAAAAUUGUCUCUAGGUUUAGAAUUUUAA